UGAUAUUCUGAGAUUAAAUUUAUCAUACAGAAAUAGUGAAAAUAUUUUUAGAUUUUUCUGUUUGGGCUUAAUUUAAAUUUAAAUUAUUAACGACAAUUUUAAAUAACAACUGAGCGUACUCUCACAUACGCCGAGUUACGCCGUUCUAUAAAUAUAUCUCUCUGCGGCUUCGGCAGACCAAUAGGGAUAGAUUUCAAACGCAAUGGCGGAUGCAGCAGAGCUUUUGAGUCCGGGCAUCCUAAUCGAUAUCGUGGACGAUGAAUGGAUGAGGGAGACCCUCCCCAAAGAUGAUGUUCCUCUCCCGUCUGGAAUGGCCCCUCGAAUUGACGAUGCUGGGGAUUCAACAGGUCAGGAAAACUUGCUAGUGGAAGGGGACGUUUGGCGUGACCUUGGCCUCGACAGGAGUCUGUAGAUUUCUUUCAAUAAUAAUAAUAAUAAUAGGCAUUAAUGCUAUUUCAUUGAACAAAACGAUGACUCAUCGGGGAUUUCUGUGUGAAGUUUGAUUGUAUUUGAACUUGAACUUGGGAGAGAGUCGGAGAGAUUAUUACGUGCGGAGUCCAGACGCAGAGAACUGUUCGCUUUUGUGACUGUGAAUAGUAAAAACACAGUUAUUAUUCACCACUAUUAAAUAGUUUUCCUCGUUCGGAUUCCGCACAUAAUAAUCUCUCUUUGAACGAUAGUAGAGCAACUCAUUGUUAGUUUUCUACUGACUUGAAAAAAAAAAAAAAAAACAUUUGUAUCGCUGAAUAUUUUACUUAGAUUAUUUUUCAAAGUUUGGUGAAUUUACUUUAGACUAUAUAUCUUUGUGGCAAAGGAGGCUGGCAUUGGUGUUUGGUGAAGAUUUUAGGUGAGAAUGAUAUUUCC
This is a messenger RNA of Dendrobium catenatum, 864 nucleotides long. RefSeq names its product anaphase-promoting complex subunit 13. NCBI's taxonomy places the organism in Eukaryota, Viridiplantae, Streptophyta, Magnoliopsida, Asparagales, Orchidaceae. Gene Ontology annotation, cellular component: anaphase-promoting complex. The transcript has 3 exons. Gene Ontology annotation, biological process: protein K11-linked ubiquitination. Bases 203 to 412 code for a protein of 69 amino acids. The record is from RefSeq and is a predicted model, not a curated record.